Cuscuta campestris is the source of this 2637-nucleotide messenger RNA. The record is from the annotation of a GenBank genome assembly. Lineage: Eukaryota; Viridiplantae; Streptophyta; Magnoliopsida; Solanales; Convolvulaceae.
AACCAACUUAUCAUAAGAGCAUUGGCAGCGGCAACGAGAAGCCUUGCCACGCACUGCCAUUCAGGUAGAGGGAAGCGCGACAGUGGGCGAGGAAAAAAAGGGUCGCGAGGCAUUCCACGAGGCACUUCGCUUUGCGUGGCAGAUGCGAGGCAAAAUUGAAGCAGCAAAAAUACAAUUUGGAAAAUCAUUCGUCACGGUUUUUUCUCUUCUCUGCGCGGACUUCUCCGGCCAUUGUUUUUUCUCUUCUCUGCACAGAGUCUUCUCCGACCAUCAUCCUUCACCUGCAAAACUGAGUGUGUGACAUUCCAAUAACUUGCCAUUAUUGAUGCUCUAAUACUUUUCCAAAAGUACACAAAAUCAAGCAAAAUCCGCGUUUUCUCUCUCUAUCCUCUUCCGCUCCGUUUACAAGUCAGUCUUCGGUCAGUGUACGACGAUGCGUCUCUCUGUCCUCGUGCGGCGGCGGCAAUUUCAUUUCCUCCGUUUCCGGAUUUGUAGACAGUAGAUUACCAAGAAGAUAGGAAGAUUUCAAUAGAUUUACCGCUGAUGCUGGCCUGCUCAAUCUUUAGAGCAUUGGUAUAGUGAUUAUUACAUGGAUCGAUCCCGACCUCGUAAUCGAGAUGCAUCGAUUGCCUUUUAUCUCGGGUCAUAAGAAGCGGAUGGACUCGAAGUCCAGCCGCCGAGGCAAAUCCGCCGCCGCCAAGCAUUCCCCAAAACUCGAGCGCAGCAUCGCUCUGAGGAAUGUCGACUACGAGCCCUCCACCUCAUCUUCUUCAUCCUACAGCGGAUCCCUGGACCUGGAUAGAAUGAGGAGCUUUCGAAUUGAUGGGACCGGUGGCGGAAUUGAAGGGAUGUUCAGAGACUUGGGGCUUUCUGCUGAUGACUUUAUUAUUCCAGCAGCCGAAUGGGAGGCAAUGAAGGUGCGGUCUUCUUCGGAUCCCCUUCCCCUUCUUAGUGAUUCUGCUAGUUUGAUCGUUUGUAAAGAUUCUGAGGUUUGUGUGGUGAAUCCAAGGCGGAGUGAUUGUGAUGUUGGUGGCUUUGGCACUAGCCAGGAUGCCGGGGUUUGUGGAGCAGUUGAUAGAUUUGAUGAACGUCUAAGGUGUGAUAGUGUCGUUUUGGAUGAAACCGAGCCUGUCAGAUUAGUUCCUGGUAAUGAUGGUCGUAGAGGCAUCAAGGGUCUCAAGCCUCCUACUUUGACUACACCGUCUCCAAUGUCAUUACCACUCGAUGAUUCGUGUUCAACUUGGGAUGUUGUGAAUGAAUUUGGGCCAAAUGAAGAGAGGGAAUCAGAUUUCAAGCUUCCGGAAAGAUUGAGGCCGGGAGGGGAAGAUGGAUAUAUAAACGGUGCUCAGGAAUGGGCGGGGGAAGAUGGGGACGCGAAAAAUGAUAUAGGCACAAGAUUAACGAAUGGGGUGCUUUCAGCAUCUAGUUCAUUUACCACAAAUUCAAAUGAUGAUGAUUCUUCAAGCACCACAACUGAGCCUAUGUCAGUCAUUUCCCCGAACGGGAAAUUCCUUCGUAUUAUUACUGGUUGGCAGAAGGGUGGACUCUUAGGAAGCGGAUCAUUUGGAACAGUCUAUGAAGGCAUUGCGGAUGGUGGCUUCUUUUUUGCGGUGAAAGAAGUUUCUUUGCUGGAUCAAUGUGAGGAAGGGAGGCAACGCAUUUGCAACCUUGAACAUGAGAUUGCUCUCUUAAGGCAGUUUGAACAUGAGAACAUUGUACAGUACUAUGGUACAGAGAAGGAUGAUUCAAAAUUAUAUAUAUUUCUAGAGCUGGUAUCUAAGGGAUCACUUCUGGAACUGUAUCAGAAAUAUUGGCUUCGAGAUUCCCAAGUCUCUCGCUAUACAAGGCAGAUUUUGCUUGGGCUGAAGUAUCUACACGAUCAAAAUGUUAUCCACAGGGAUAUCAAAUGUGCAAACAUAUUGGUGGAUACUAAUGGGUCAGUCAAACUUGCAGAUUUCGGCCUUGCAAAGUCCAUUAAAUUGAACGAUGUGAAGUCCUGCAAGGGCACUGCCUUCUGGAUGGCUCCUGAGGUUGUUAACAUGAGGAGUGGUGGUUAUGGGCUUGCGGCAGACAUAUGGAGUCUUGGAUGCACAGUCUUGGAGAUGCUUACACGCCAAUUCCCUUACUCUAAUCUAGAGAAUCAUAUGCAAGCAAUUUUUCGGAUUGGAAAGGGUGAGCCACCUCAUGUGCCUAACACACUCUCGGAUGAUGCGUUGGACUUUAUACAUAGCUGUCUUCAAGUAGACCCAAUAGCUCGUCCAAGUGCUUCUCAAUUACUGGAGCAUCCAUUUGUGAAACAACCACACACGCCAUCCACCUCAGUUUCAGCAUCAGCAUCUCCUCGCUGUGUUGGCAGGAGAGGAGCAUUUUAAAAAACUGUUGCUGCAACUACUAAUGGUUAGGAAGAACUGUCACUGGGGUGUUGGCAUAGCUAGGACGCUUACUGUUGUAACUUGUAAGUUCAUUAUUUUUUUCUUUAAAUUCUUUUUUCGAUGAUCUAGCUAGUUAGCAUGGCCUAUUACUCCGUCUUCGUUUUUGUCUGCUGUUUUAGUAAAGCAUGUCGAGAUCAUUAUCUAUGUAUGAAUUGUCUAUUGUAUAUAUGUAAAGCUUUGUCUUUGAGAACAAUAGCCUUUUUUU